This is a messenger RNA of Setaria italica (foxtail millet), 2282 nucleotides long. RefSeq names its product auxin response factor 13. The coding region runs from base 289 to 1797 and encodes 502 amino acids. The transcript is spliced from 3 exons. Gene Ontology annotation, cellular component: nucleus. The record is from RefSeq and is a predicted model, not a curated record. NCBI's taxonomy places the organism in Eukaryota, Viridiplantae, Streptophyta, Magnoliopsida, Poales, Poaceae. Gene Ontology annotation, biological process: regulation of DNA-templated transcription; response to hormone. Gene Ontology annotation, molecular function: DNA binding.
AAAUAAGGCAAUUCUAUUUUAUUUUUUAAAAAAAAGAAAGACAAGAUCCAUUUGGUAAUCCAUCCAUCUUCUCUCUGUUUUUUUUCUGUUAAAAGGGCGGAAAGCACGCGACGCGACCAUCUGUUUCUGUUCCAUCUCCUCCUCCUCAUCUUCAUCUUCCAUCUCCAAGUCCAUCUCGUGCCGUGCAGCCGUGCAGCAGCCCAAGGGUCAGGCAGGGUGUGGUGGCCUGCCUUCCUGCCGGGCCGUGGUUUGGACACCCAAACCCUAGCAGCCUCUGACAAAGUGACAAUGGCGCACCACCAGCCGCCCCCCGCCGCCGCCGACGACCCCAUCGUCGACCGCGACGUCUGGCUCGCCUGCGCCAUCCCGCUCUCCCGCCUCCCCGUCGUCGGCGCCCAGGUCUACUACUUCCCCCACGGCCACGCCGAGCAGUGCCCCGACCACCUGCCGGCGCCGCUCCCCACGCCGCACCUCUUCCCCUGCACCGUCACCGCCGUCGGACUCGGCGCCGACGACAAGACCAACGAGGUGUUCGCCCAAAUCUCCCUCCAGCCGGGCCCCCACCGCGGGCCCCCGCCGCCCGCGCCCGACGCCGCCGACCUCAACCUCAGCUUCUUCGCCAAGCAGCUCACGCAGAGCGACGCCAACAACGGCGGCGGCUUCUCCGUCCCGCGCCACUGCGCCGACCACAUCUUCCCCAAGCUCCGCUUCGAGGACGAUCCGCCCGUGCAGAAUCUCGUCAUGCGGGACCCCGUCGGCGACCACUGGCAGUUCCGUCACAUCUACCGCGGCACGCCGCGCCGCCACCUGCUCACCACCGGCUGGAGCAAGUUCGUCAACGCCAAGCUUCUCGUCGCAGGGGACACCGUCGUCUUCAUGCGCCGCCCCGACGGCGAGCUCCUCAUCGGCCUGCGCCGCGCACCCAGGUACCCCGUCGUCGCCAGGGCCGCCGACCAGCCGCCGCCGUGCAACGCGCGCGCGAGGGUGCCGCCCGGGGACGUCAUGGAGGCGGCGCGCCUCGCCGCGGAGGGCAGCCCAUUCACCGUCAACUACUUCCCGCGCCAGGGCGCCGCCGAGUUCGUCGUGCCGCGAAAGGAGGUGGAGGACGCGCUCGCCAGCCGCUGGGAGCCAGGCACGCAGGUGCGCAUGCAGGUCAUGGAGGCCGAGGACGCGCGCCGCACCGAGUGGGCCAACGGCACCCUCAACAAGCUCCACCCAAACAUAUGGCGAGCGCUCGAGAUUGACUGGGAUGACUCCUCGCCAUUCUCACUAACCAGGAGCAGAUAUGUAAAUGCUUGGCAAGUCCAGUUUGUUUCAUUUCCUCCUCUUCUGAAGAGGCUGAGGAUUUCUGACACAAUGGCACCUCUGUGCUCUGGAGAUGUCUCUUCCUUGGCUGCUCCACUGAUCGGACCGGAAAGCCAGGCCAUGGCUAUACUGUUGGGUUCACCAAUUCCUGCUGGCAUGCAGGGAGCCAGGCAUGAUGUACCACCCUCUUCAUCAACUCUGGGAAUGCUCACAACUCAGCUGCUGUUCCCCCAGCUUAGCAGCGACCUUCAGAUGCCACCGAGCGUGAAUAGCGGUGGCUCCUCUGAGAUUUUGGAUCCUGAAACUGGUUCUCCUCCCAACAACUCUGUUAACAUGCCUCCAGCUGAGCUUCCUGUUGAAGCGAAGGGCAUACAACUCUUCGGCGCCACAAUCAAUCCGCAUGUUGUGCAACGUGCUACAAAUGGCGCUUCCGAAGAAGUGAAUGGAGCUAUUAAUGGUGUGGUUGAUGAAAAUGUUGGAAAAGAUCUGUAAGCCGUGGCAGCUGUACUUGAAGAUGGUUGGAUGAGAUCUCACUACCUCUGCAUUUGCAUUUCUUCUGCGGCGUGAUUCCUGCCAAGUGUCUUUGUGGUGGUUGCAGUUUAUCAGUGAGUAGCCUUAUUAGUAGGCUGGGUCAUUCAACCCCAGCGACCCUAGUUAUUUUCUGCUAGCUGAUAGCUUUGCUAGAGAUGAAGAGAAGCAUGAGUGGCUUUAUUAGUUUAAAAAAAAAAUGUUCAACACCUUUGGUACUUGCAGCAGAGGUGCGUGAAUUGCAUUCUCCGCUCCAUUUAGAGAUUAGUUUGUUGGACUAAUGCCAGUUGGGUUGGUUCUGGUAGACUGGUCUGGUGAUCUGCUCUGCUCUUGUACUGUGGAACUAUACAUGUUUGGUUUUGGUAUGGAUCAUUGGUCGCUUACUAUGCCUUCAAUCGUGUGGCGAUCGUUGUAUGUUUGGUCUGUCGAUUAUUGUGGUAUCUUUGACA